Molecule: messenger RNA, 554 nt
Organism: Plutella xylostella (diamondback moth)
Lineage: Eukaryota; Metazoa; Arthropoda; Insecta; Lepidoptera; Plutellidae
Source: RefSeq, a predicted model, not a curated record
GACACAGCUGUAUUUUUGUUGCGGUGUGACGUUGUUGUGUUGUUUGGUACAAUGUGGUGUAUUUUAACUAUAACAUUUUCUACUAUAUUUUAAUAAACAAUGCCACCAAGUGAAUUAAAUUUAAAAACAUUCACAUCUUACCUUACCUCUAAUCCUGAAAAUGGAAGCACCAUGGCAGCAGCAGGAAACCCCGUUGUUUUACGAUUUGUGCAGAUUGUGCUUACAAGACAAUGCUGGUGCUGACACCUUCAAUUUUAUUUGCGAAAGCCUUCGUGACGACAUCUUCACAUUUACCGGACUGAAAGUUAGGUUGGGUGACAACCUGCCGCAGCGGAUCUGUGCCUCAUGCUUGCAGAUUCUGAACAGUAUCAAAUAUUUGAAGAUUUUGGCAACAGAGAAUUACAAACAUUUAAACACAUUAUUAGGGCAACAAUUUGAAAUAAUUGAUGAGCCUCUAUCCUCAAUAAAAUUGUAUGAUGAAAAAUUUACUCAAACUGAUACACCAGAGACAUUUGAUGUAAGUAUAUAACAAUAAUUUCAGAAACGACAACCAA